Molecule: messenger RNA, 4587 nt
Organism: Dictyostelium discoideum AX4
Lineage: Eukaryota; Evosea; Eumycetozoa; Dictyosteliales; Dictyosteliaceae
Gene: abcG16
Product: ABC transporter G family protein
Exons: 1
Coding region: 1-4587 (1528 amino acids)
Biological process (GO): transmembrane transport; sorocarp development
Cellular component (GO): membrane
Molecular function (GO): ATP hydrolysis activity; ABC-type transporter activity; ATP binding
Source: RefSeq, a predicted model, not a curated record
AUGAAAUUAACAAAUUCUAUUUCUCCAACUAAUUUAGAUGGUGAAAUAAAUAAAAACUCACAGCCAUCAAAUGAUAAUCAACAACAACAACAACCCAAAAUCAAUAAAAUUAUUAAUAAAUUUUCAGAAUCAAUUAAUUCAGUUUCAAAAACAAUUGGUAAAGGUAUUGGAGAUUUAACAUCAUCAAAUGCAUUGGAUGAACAUAUUAAAAAUCAUAAUUCAAAUUUUAUAGAUCCAUUCUAUAAUGAGGAGGCAGUUGUUGUUGUAGAUGAUGAGAAUAUUCGUAGUCUCAUUGGUGAUAAUUGUAGUAGUAUUGGUAAUAUUGGUGUAAAUGGUAUUGAAGCAUUCUAUGGUGAACAUAAUAAUAAGAAAUCUGAAUUGAUUAAACAAUUCUUAAAGAUCAAUUCAACCAAUAAUAAAUCUAAUCAAACUAUUGUAGUUGAUCAUAUGGAUUAUAGUGUAAUGGAAAGACAAUCAUCAUCAUCAUCAUCAUCAUCAUCACGAUCCACUGGUGUUAGUAAAUUAAUUCCAUUUUUAAAGAGAAAAGAAAAGAUUGAAAUUUUAAAGGAUUUAUCAUUUUAUUUGAAACCAGGUAUGAUGGUGUUAUUAUUGAGUGAAGCAGGUUCAGGUGUUUCAACAUUAUUCAAAUGUUUAACAAAUAGAAUUCCAAAACGUGGUUCAAUCAAUGGUGAUAUUCUAUUUGAUAAUGAACCAAUUGAUGGAGAGUCACAUCAUUCACAAUAUCUAUUCGUUCAACAAUCUGAUCAUCACAUUUCAACAUUAACAGUGAAAGAGACAUUGGAAUUCUCAAUUGAAUGUCAAUCAAAUUUAUCAAGAGAAGCAAAGAAACAAUUAUCAUCCAAUAUUCUAUCGAUUCUUGGUAUUAGUCAUGUUGCAGAUACUUAUAUUGGUAAUCAAUCAAUUCGUGGUAUUUCAGGUGGUCAAAAGAAACGUAUGACAGUUGCAGUUGAAUUGGUUAAGGGUGCAAAGGCAAUAAUGAUAGAUCAAGCCACCAAUGGGUUAGAUUCAACAUCAGCAUUUGAAUUGUUAAAUUCGAUUCAAAUGAUUUCAAAAGUAUCAAAUGUACCAGCAUUGGUAUCAUUGUUACAACCAUCUCCAGAGAUUUUCUCAUUAUUCUCACAUAUAUUAAUGAUGAAAGAUGGUGAAAUCACAUUCUUUGGUGAGAAACAUCAAAUUUUCGAUCAUUUCUCUGAUUAUGGUUUAGAAUGUAAAGAUAAACAAAAUCCAGCUGAAUUUCUCUCUUCAAUUUAUCAUCAAGCUCAAUUGGAUCCAGAUUGUCAAUUAAAAUCAUCAAGUGAUUUCAUUGUAGCUUAUAAACAAUCGCAAUAUUAUAAAGAUUGUUUAAUUAAGAUUAGUCAAGAAAGAUUAUCAAAUCAUAAAUUUAGUGGUGAUAAAUCUAUAAAAAUAAUUGAAAAUGAAAAAGAACAACAACAACAAGAAAUUUAUCAAUUAUCAUUAAUUAAACAAAUUCAAUUAAAUUUAAAGAGAGCAUUUUUAACAACAAUUAGAGAUAGAGCAUCAAUUUUAUCAAGGGUUAUCAAAUCAUCAUUGUUAGGUUUAUUAAUUGGCACUUUAUUUUUCCAAUUGGAUUCUAGUCAAAAGUCAGCAAAUUUAUUACCAUCAUUAUCAUUCUUUUUGUUAACAUUUGUUGUAUUUGGUUCAUUGGCUGGUGUUGGUCAAGUAUUUUCAGAGAGACCUGUGUUUUAUGAUCAAAAGAUUGGAAAAUAUUAUAAGAGUAUUGCAUACUUUUUCGCAGGUUUAGUAUCGGAUUUAAUUUGGAAUUUCAUUGAUGUUAUUAUCUUUUGUUCAAUUUCAUAUUGGUUAAUUGGUCUUAAUCAUUCGGCAGAUAGAUUCUUCUUUUUCUUAUUGGCAAUUUAUUUAUUGGAUUGUUUGGUUAAUAGAGUCUCAAAGAUGGUUUCAAUUUAUUCACCAAAUGCAGCGAUCGCUUCAACUAUUGCACCAUUGUAUUUCAGUUUGUUCCUUUUAAUGGCAGGUUAUUUAAUUCACCGUAAUUCAAUACCAAUCUAUUGGAGAUGGAUGCAUUAUAUAUCACCAUUUAAAUGGGUUUUUGAAGCAAUUCUCUCAAAUCAACUUCAUGGUCAAACUUUUACUUGUAAAUCUGAUGAAUUAUUACCACCAAUUGGUUAUCCACUCUUAAAUGUUAGUUUUCCUGAUGGAUAUAGUGGUUCACAAGUUUGUCCAAUCAUUGAUGGUAUUGAAAUUUUAAAAUCAAAAGAUAUAAACUCUGAUUAUAGUUAUAAAUAUUAUUCAGUUUGGAUUAUACUUUCAAUGUAUUUACUCUUUUCAAUUUUAUCAAUUAUUGGUUUAUCAAAUAUAACAUUUGAUAAUAUAAUUUCAAAUAAAGAAAAGAAUAAUGGUAAUGGUAAUAAUAAUUAUAAUGGUAAAGAAUCAAUUAAUGAAGAAUCAAUUAAAUUAUCAAUUAAACAACAUCAACAAAAACAAUUUGAAUCAAAUGAAAAAUGUUAUUUAACAUUUAAGAAUUUAACAUAUAAAGUUUUGAUAAAGAAAAAGAAUCAUCAAAAAGUUUCACGUACAUUAUUACAUGAUAUUAAUGGUUAUGUUAAACCUGGUUCAAUGGUAGCAUUGAUUGGUAGUAGUGGUGCAGGUAAAUCAACACUAUUGGAUAUUUUAGCCAAUAGAAAGGAUCAAGGUAUAAUUAGUGGUGAAAUUCUAUUGAAUGGUAAAGCAAGAGAUAAAUGUUUCAAUCGUUAUGUCGCCUAUGUAGAACAAGAGGAUACUUUACCAGAUUUUCAAACUGUAAGAGAGGCAAUUACAUUUUCAGCUUUAUUAAGAUUACCAAAUGAUACAAUGACUCAUCAAGAUAAAUUAGAUACUGUUGAUUACAUUUUAGAUGUUUUAGAAUUGAAUUCCAUUGCAAAUACAUUAAUUGGUAAAGUAGAUCAUGGUAUCACUCAAGAACAAAGAAAAAGAGUAAACAUUGCAAUUGAAAUGGCUUCAUUACCAGAUAUAUUAUUCCUUGAUGAACCUACAACAGGUCUUACAAGUGUAGCUGCUGAAUUAAUUAUGCAAUUAAUUAAAAGGGUAGCAUUAGAUGGUAGAUCAGUGAUUUGCACAAUUCAUCAACCAUCUGAAACUAUAUUUAAAAAGUUUGAUAGUAUUUUAUUAUUAACUCAAGGUGGUUUUGUUGCUUAUUUUGGUGAACUUGGUCCAAAUUGUAGAACUGUACUCAACUAUUGUUCAGAUUUAGGUUUUAAUUGUCCACAAGGUAAAAAUCCUGCUGAUUUCUUAUUGGAUUUCUCUGCUUCAUUUAAUUCCGCAAGUAGAUUAGCUUCAAAUGAUAAAAUGAUUCCAUCAAUUAGAUCAAGAAUUAAAAAUGUUGGUAAUUAUUGUUUUGAUGGAAGUUCAAAUUUAAAUAAUAAAAAUGAAAUUAAACAACAACAAACAACAACUCAAAAUGUAAACCUUGGUAAUGAAGAUAAACAACAACAACAACAAGAAGAAGCUAAUGAUGACAAUAAUAUUCAAGAAGCAACUAGUAGUAAUAGUAAUAAUAAUAAUAAUAAUGAUAUUAUUGAUAAUUAUCAAUUUUCAAAUUUAAAUAGAGAUACAAUUGAAAUUAUUGAUAGUGGUUUACCAAUUGGUUUUAUUAGUAAAACAUUUAAAGAAAAGAAUGCAACAUCAUUUUUAUUUCAAUUCUUUAUGUUAUUAUUUAGAUUCUUUGUUUGUGCAAUUAGAAGAAGAAAUUUAAUUAUGACAAGAAUCAUUAGAUCCAUAUUGCUAUCAGUUGUAACAGGUACAUUAUAUUUACAGUUAAAGAAUGAUCAAGAUGGUGUAAUGGAUAGAAUUAGUUUUAUUUUCUUUACUUCAACAUUUGCUUCAAUUUCAUGUCUUUCAAAUAUUCCAACAGUGUUUGAAGAUCGUUUUCUAUUCUAUCAUGAAUUGAACUCCAAUACAUACCGUCAUCUAAGUUACAUUUUAGCAAUGAUUUUAGCCGAUUUACCAUUCACCAUAAUGUACUCUUUAUUGUUUAGUGCUCCUAUUUAUUGGAUUGUUGGCCUUCAAAAUGAUGUUGAUAAAUUCUUGUUCUUCAUAUUCGUAUAUUAUCUAUAUCUUCAAGUGUUGGUAUCAUUUUCACAAUUGUUAGGUAUGGUUAGUCCAACAUUAGCAACUGCCAAUGAAAUCACAGGUAUCUCCUUCUCUGUGUUUAGUUUAUUCGCUGGUUUUAUCAUAAAGAAAGAUGAUAUACCUUCCUAUUAUAAAUGGUUAAAUUAUGUCUCGAUCACUCGUUAUUUGGUUGAACCAUUAACUGUAAAUGAAAUGACUGGUAGUGUUUCAUUUCAUUGUGAACCUCAUCAAUUGAUUCCAGUACCAAUUCAUUAUACUCCUACCAAUGCCACUGCCUCAGAACCAACUAAAUUGGUCUUUAAAUCAUUUUGUCCAAUCACUCAAGGUAAUCAAGUACUCUAUCAAUUCGAUAUUAAUGAUACCGAUAAAUUUGAAGAUACUUUUGUUUUAAUUGGUUUAUUUAUUGGUUUUUUAUUAUUAAUUUUAAUAUUUUCAAAAAUUUUAAAAUUUAAAAAAUAA